Molecule: messenger RNA, 2159 nt
Organism: Centruroides sculpturatus (bark scorpion)
Lineage: Eukaryota; Metazoa; Arthropoda; Arachnida; Scorpiones; Buthidae
Gene: OstDelta
Product: dolichyl-diphosphooligosaccharide--protein glycosyltransferase subunit 2-like
Exons: 19
Coding region: 83-1969 (628 amino acids)
Biological process (GO): protein N-linked glycosylation
Cellular component (GO): oligosaccharyltransferase complex; membrane
Source: RefSeq, a predicted model, not a curated record
CUUUUGAGAGGUCGCUACAAUCGCCCGGCUUAAGGGCUCGAAUAGUUUUGUGUGGAGUCGGUUAAAGUGAAAAGGAAACAAAAUGAGUAUUUGGUUGUUGUUUAUGUUUGUGAUUUAUGUUGCUGGUCAGACUCCCUCACCAUCAACGUAUAUAACGUCAACUGAUCGUACAAGGUUGGGAGGAAUCUUUUCUGCUCAGUGGCCAUUUGCUGAUUUAUCUGUAGCAUAUUAUUCAAUUUUAGGUCACACACUUCUUUCACAGAAAUUUCCUAAUGUUCAGGAAACAUGUAAUCUUGUAAAAUCCAAAUUGGAUUCAAAAAAUUUAGAAUCUGUGUACCAUGCUACAGGAAUAAACAAACUACUAGAUUGCAAGUUACCUGCAGCAGGAUUACAUCAGAUAUUAGAAGCAGCAAUUAAAGAUGAUGCAUCAGUACACGAUCUAUAUUUUUCAGUUUUAUCAUUGAAAAAUCUUGCUUUAGCAGUUGAUUCAAAUAAAGUGACUAAAGCAUUGACAUCGGCUUUAAAGAAAGAUGAUAGUGUAUUAAACUUAGGAUAUGCUUUCCACAUUGCUUCACAAUUACAAGGAGAUUUAACUCCUUUUUUUGAAAGAAUUGAAGAUGCUAUUGUUCAAGCAGAUGAAGUAGAUGGAAAAUAUUUACAAUUUGAAGGAGGCCUGACAAUAACUGCAACUAUAAUAAGUGGAGCAUACAGACUUGCAGAAGCUGCUAAGAAAGCACCAGCUAUUUCUAAUGACCAAGCAAUCAAAUUUACAAAUUAUUUCCUGAGCAGGAAGUUUGUACAAACUGUUAAAGGUGCAGCUUUAUUAUUAGAUAUGCUGAAAAUCUUAACAGAAAAUAAAUUCCAUAUUCCUGUGGCUGUGACUGUUGCUAGCAAUAGAGCACUAUCAUCUCAGAAUCCUAAUGUACAGGUUCAGGUUACAAAUGUAUUGGGUGCCUCUCUAGGUGCAUUGCAUGUCGUGGCUGAUGCGGCCACUCGUCUGGAGGAUAAUGCUGUCAUCAUGAGUAAAACGCCAUUCACGCCUGUAAAAGGAGACACCACCCAUUAUGUCUUGAACUUCUUGGAGAAAAAGCCCUUACGUGGAUUUUAUAAAAUCUCUCUUAGUGCAGUGCCAAGUAAACCAGAUCAAAGACUCAUUGGAAAUGUAGGAGUAUUGAUUCAUGUUAAAGUGAUGACAGAAGUUGGAAUUGAAAAUAUAGAAAUUGGUUUGGUUGAUAGAGAUCAAACAACAGCUGCAAAAACUACAAAAGUGGAAUUUAAUAAACAGCUAGCUACAUCUCUUGAAGCAGAUUAUCAUCAAAAACUUAUCAUGAAGUUUACACUGAAAGAUAAAAUUGCUGGUGAUAUAAUGAAUGCACAUCAAGUAUUUGUCCAAUUAGAAAAUCAGAAAACUAAACAGCAAAUAGUAUUUGUAGCAGAGCCGGAUACUGCUGGAGUUUAUAAAUUUGAUUUGGAUGUUAAUGGCAAAGCCAAGGAAUUUGAUUAUGCUUCAGGAAAAUAUGAUUUAAUUUUAAUUGUUGGCGAUGCUGUCAUAGCAAAUCCUUUUGUUUGGAAAACUAGUGAAAUUAUUUUAAGCUUUCCUCCUCAUCCAAAUCCUCCUAAAGCCAAAGAGAAUCCUUAUGCUGUUAAAGCAGAAAUAAAACACAUGUUUAGAGAACAAGAAAAAACACCUCCAGCAGUGGUUUCAAAUACAUUCUGUGGAUUAUUGCUAGUUCCUUUUUUGCUACUAUUGAUAUUGUGGGGGCGAAUGGGUGUCAAUAUCUCUAACUUCCCUUUAAGCCUGAGUGCCAUAGGGUUUCAUCUAGGAUUAGCAGCAAUUUUUGGCUUAUUUACCAUGUUUUGGUUGAAGUGGAACAUGUUUACCACUUUAAAAUAUCUGUUAGCGUUGGGUGUGGUAACCUUUUUAUCGGGACAUAAUCUCCUAAGUAAACUGGCAUCAACCAGAAAAUAAAUUGCAUUUAAACAUGUUGAGUAGGAGAGUUGAUGCCUUCCAGUGCAAGUUUUUGUUUGUAAAACAUCACAUUCCAGCAACUUUUGUGUCAUAUUUGAGUUGUUGUUAUAUCACCCAGCAGAGAAAUGUCAUUUUGAAUUUUCUAUACUGAUGAUUAAGUUGUUUCAAAUAAAAAAAAAACAGAAAAAUA